AUUUUUUUGUCUCCUGUCUUGCGCUGGAACAGCAGCUCAAUUGCGCACAGGAAACCUGGCCAGGCUUCCUUGCACGAGGUCUGACGUCUGACGUCUGCUCCCUUGUCCCACCAUUCUGUUGGCACCCACCUUGGGGCCCUGCCUGUCUUGUCCUCAACACUGCGCUGCACGGUACGGUGCGGUGCUCCUGCUCCACCCCUGACGGACACGCUGCUCAACCGUCAUACGCCGGGCUCUCUUUUCCCACUUCCUCUCUUUCUUCCUGGGUUCCUUGAAUAUUUCUACCUCGUUUGCUCUUAAUCAUGCCGUCGCCAUCGUCACAAGCCGGCAAGCGCAAGCGCCCCAGCACCGCCGCCUCCGCCAUGCUCGACGACCAGACCGUCCUCCAGCCGUCGUCUCGCGACGCCUCGGGCGAGGAUGGCGAUACCACUGCGCCCGAGUCGGCUGGCCGCAAGACCACUUCCGCGACGACGUCAACAACCGCCGCCCACCACCGCAAGUCCGACUCGAAUGGCAACAACAGCGCGAACCCGGCUAAGCGCCACCGUGCCGGCUCAGACGCCGCCGGCGCUGCUGCCGCAGAGAACACGGUUGACCCCGGCGAGCCGAGCGACACCACCGAGGCCAGCAUAGACAUUGCCGACCGUGUCGGCCGCAAGUCGAAGCGCGCCACCAUCUCCUCCGCCAAGGACGUCCAGAUGGGCGGUGACGACAGCAGCGACAAGAAAAAGGCCGACACAAUGGCGCCUCCCCCGAUCGGCACCCUCACCCACCCCGUCGGCUACCGGACCAAUGACCCUCCAGAGGGCCGCCAGAUUCGUGUUUACGCCGAUGGUGUCUUUGAUCUCUUUCAUCUUGGCCACAUGCGCCAGCUCGAGCAGGCCAAGAAGGCCUUCCCCGAUGUCUACCUACUCGUUGGCGUGACGGGCGACCAGGAGACGCACCAGCGCAAGGGCCUCACUGUGCUCUCUGGCGCCGAGCGUGCCGAGACCGUCCGGCACUGCAAGUGGGUCGACGAGGUCAUCGAGAACUGUCCCUGGAUCGUCACGCCAGAGUUCCUCGACAAGCACCAGAUCGACUACGUCGCGCACGACGACAUACCAUACGGUGCGGACGAAGGGGACGACAUCUAUGCCCCAAUCAAGAAGGAGGGCAAGUUCUUGGUCACGCAGCGCACCGAGGGCGUCAGCACGACCGGAAUCAUUACCAAGAUCGUCCGUGACUACGAAAAGUACAUUUCAAGACAAUUCAAGCGCGGCGCCUCGCGGCAGGAGCUCAACGUCAGCUGGCUCAAGAAGAACGAGCUCGACCUCAAGCGCCACGUCCAGGACCUUCGUGAUAACAUCAAGUCCAAUUGGGCCACGACCGGCCAGGAACUCACCCGCGAGCUGCGCCAGUACUGGCCUGCCAGCCGGCCCCAGAGCCCUGCGCCCCUUUCGCGCCUUCCCAGCACGCCGGGACCCAAUGGCUACAGCGACGCCAACAGCAUGCGCGAGGCCGCCGCCGCUGCGUCAAUGCUGCGCUCGCCCACGACGCCUGGCGCAGACAAGCCUCCGCCCAGCGAGUUCAUGUCUGGUUACACACUGGGUUUGAUUGGUGGUGUAAGAUCAUGGAUGACCAAAAGCCAGCGGAAUCUCCGCGACAGCCGGCCCGCCAGCGACGACGAGUCGGACGACAGUGAGGAGAAGCAGGCGGAGAGAGGCCGUCCUGGAGCCAGCACGUCAGCGGCUCCGACCUCGGCAGCCGCGCCUGCGCGGUCAUGAAGCUGAAGCUGGCAGGAGGAACAUAGUCGUGGACAAGCCGCCAAAGCACAGCAAUAGCCGCGGUUUACUGGAUGGUGAUGGUGGAGCGGGUAGUGGUUUCAGAUGGGACACCUGUGUAUCAACUUUUCCUUUUAAUGUCUGAGGUGGUUCGUGAAAUAGACGCUGCCCGCACGCACGUACGCACGGCAGGAGCGGCUCAAAAAAAGAAUUACAUGUGUUGUAUUAGCCGUCGUGUCAAGAAAAAAAAAACACCUGGCCUGAAACCGAAAGACACGCGGGAGUAUCAUGGCUCGGCCUCACGCAGAAAUACUUGGGUGAAGUGGUUGGCUCAUGUGUCGGGGAAGCUCGAUAGGAGCGAGACCCCGUUUGCAAUGAAGAGAAGACGAAGAAGAAGAAGAAGAAGAAG
Molecule: messenger RNA, 2169 nt
Organism: Microdochium trichocladiopsis
Lineage: Eukaryota; Fungi; Ascomycota; Sordariomycetes; Xylariales; Microdochiaceae
Product: cytidylyltransferase
Exons: 4
Coding region: 303-1763 (486 amino acids)
Biological process (GO): CDP-choline pathway
Cellular component (GO): nuclear envelope
Molecular function (GO): phosphatidylcholine binding; choline-phosphate cytidylyltransferase activity
Source: RefSeq, a predicted model, not a curated record